CUUUUCAAUAGUUGCUACAGUAUAUACUUCAAAGACACAAAUCACUCACCAGGGUAUAUAAUUAAUUCAAAAUGGGUAAAAGUCAUGGUUUGAGAUCUAGAACUCGUUACGCUUUCAGUCGUGACUUCAAGAAGCAUGGUGCUCCAGCUAUGUCCACCUACCUGAAGACCUACAAGGUUGGUGACAUUGUUGACAUCAAGGUUAACGGUGCUAUCCAUGACGGUAUGCCAUUCAAGUUCUACCACGGUAAGACUGGUAUUGUUUACAACGUCACUAAAUCCGCUGUUGGUGUUAUUUGCAACAAGGUUGUUGGUCACAGAUACAUUGAAAAGAGACUUAACAUCAAGAUUGAGCACGUUAAGCACUCCAAGUGUAGACAAGAAUUCUUGAACAGAGUCAAGGAAAACUCUGCCAAGAGAGCUGUUGCUAAGGCUUCUGGCGAAAAGGUCCAAUUAAAGAGACAGCCUGCUGGUCCAAGAUCUUCCAGAGUUGUUUCUGGUGUCCCAACCACCUUGGCUCCAGUUGCUUAUGAAACUUACAUUUAAGAAAGUUGUUCAGAAGUUAUAUUUUUCUACUACUGUCUAUUUGUGUCUUUAUAAGUUAAGUUAAUAAUUCCUCUUUAUUUUAUAGAUAAGAGAAUAUGCUUUGCGAAUAAUAAAACCGUUCCAUCUUCAUCCCC
Pichia membranifaciens NRRL Y-2026 is the source of this 679-nucleotide messenger RNA. RefSeq lists its product as hypothetical. Gene Ontology annotation, biological process: translation. Gene Ontology annotation, cellular component: cytosolic large ribosomal subunit; ribosome. Bases 72 to 545 code for a protein of 157 amino acids. The transcript is spliced from 2 exons. NCBI's taxonomy places the organism in Eukaryota, Fungi, Ascomycota, Pichiomycetes, Pichiales, Pichiaceae. The record is from RefSeq and is a predicted model, not a curated record. Gene Ontology annotation, molecular function: structural constituent of ribosome.